Messenger RNA from Siniperca chuatsi (mandarin fish), 1418 nucleotides. Its product is annotated as transmembrane protein 238-like. The record is from RefSeq and is a predicted model, not a curated record. The transcript has a single exon. Lineage: Eukaryota; Metazoa; Chordata; Actinopteri; Centrarchiformes; Sinipercidae. The coding region runs from base 294 to 788 and encodes 164 amino acids.
GAAGAUCGAAAUGACUGUGUGAAAGUGGAAACACUAUUUUUGUCAGUGAUGAUGAUGCAACUGUUUCCUCUGUCACAAAGCUGCUGUGGUUAUUCCUGAUAACUGCUGUACAUUGUACUUUGACCAAUGUCACUGCAGGUUGUUUCAUGUGUUUCUGUCAGUCAGUGAGGAUUACACUUCACUGUCCUGCAGUUACAUCAACUGCCAUCACCUGUUGCUUUUGACUUCCCACAUCUGGAUUAACUCUGGGAAAAGACAGACUGUUUCUGUUUUGGAGGAUCUCCACUGCCACCAUGUCAACAUCUGUACAGGUAGAGCCAGUCAUGGAGAUAAAGUAUGGAGGAGUUGGCCGCUGCAAAUGCUCGUUCUGGUUCGCAGUGGCCCACGACAUACUCGGCGUCUUCAUCAUGAUGGUGGGGGUGUUUGGCGGGCUGGUUAUCCACGAUUUGUUCAUCUACAUGGGGGCUAUCAUCAUCUUCCUCAGCCUGAUCUGGUGGGUGUUCUGGUACUCCGGGAACAUCGAUGUGCCACCCGAGGAGCUGGAGGACGACGUGGGCCUCAUCAAGCUGAAGAACCGUGGACUCAGCCGGGUGGUGAGGCGUGUGUCCGACCGCUUCUCCAAUGGGAUCAGGAACUCUUUCCGAAAGAACAGCAGGCCCAUCAGAGAGGGACCCGCAGGCAACAACGGACUUUCAAACACUGGUACAGAUGUGUCGCUCUCCACUAUCUAUGACCGCACCAUCGCCUCGUCAUCUAAAGAACCAGUGAGAGAGACAUUGUCAAUAUGAAAUAACCCAUUACAGACUGUAAAUGACACCAAGAGACACUGAACUUGGAUCUUUAUAUUUGAUUUCUUUGCUCGUCAGUUUAUUCUGUUGUGAAAGGGAUUUUGUGUUUGCUCUGCUAACAUGCACUAGUAAUGAUUAGACAACAGUGAAGUCUCUGUCUCGAUAAGAUCCACAUGUUAUUAUCUAGCUGAUAAGAUGUAAACUUUGCACACUUUAACACCGCGUUGCAAAUGGCUCUGAUUUCGACCACAGCAUUCAAAUCAGUCACUAUUUUGUUAUCAGUCACGUUUGGUUGAUUCACAGGUUCUGCAGAGUAGGGAUGUGGUGACUGUAAAUAGAAAAAUAAAAGAGAGAGAUUUGUUAUAAUGAAGCUGAAUCUUAUUUUGAUGAUAUAUGACCAGAACAUUUAUAGCUACUUUUUUUUGUAAAAGGACACUAGUGGAAAUGAACCAAAUGCAGCUACAAUGAUAAAUUGCACCGUUUUUACUUAUUUAUUUUACUAUAAAGGUGAAUUUAAACUUUAUAAUGUCUAUUGUAUCACUCGUCAAAAAAAGAUAAAGUACACCGAAACAUGUCGGUAAUUUUAAAGAUGUUUGUAUUUUAUUUCAAUAAACGCUUUCUAUUCGAAAU